This is a messenger RNA of Aspergillus bombycis, 1677 nucleotides long. RefSeq lists its product as uncharacterized. The annotation marks the transcript as partial. Lineage: Eukaryota; Fungi; Ascomycota; Eurotiomycetes; Eurotiales; Aspergillaceae. The transcript has 2 exons. The record is from RefSeq and is a predicted model, not a curated record.
AUGGUGGAAUCCAUUGCUGAGACUGUUACUAUCUCCGUCCGUCGUCCGACUGAUACCCCUACCAUCUUCGUCGCCGGUACCUUCUCGGAACCGCAAUGGGAGCCAUUGGAGCUGAACGUUAAGACGAUAGAGGUUGAAUCGGAACUAGACCCGGGCCUCUACUCGACCGAGUACCUUUUCUUCCGGGAUUUCAAGCUGGCUCCGGGGCAAUACCAGUACAGAUUCCGAGAAGGCGCGACUGGAUCCUGGUUUCACGAUGAGUCUGUAAAAAACGCUUCGGGAACUGAGGGCCUGGUCAACAAUUACCUUACCGUCAAGCCUGCGGCCGAGCCGGAGACUCCCAUCCAAAAUGGUGCCAGUGAUAAGGCGGAGGAGAGCACAAAAGAACCCGAGACAGAAGCUUCGACACAUGUUGAGCCAGUAACGAAUGGCGUCCACAAGUCGAAUGGUGUCAACAGAGUCGCUGAUCACGAAGCCCCUGUGGCUGACCAGUCUCCUGCCGAGGAUCAGAAGACCGCCCAAGUCCUUGAAAAACCUAUUGAGGCUGAUGUCAAAGCAGAGACUGAGCCAGAGCCGAAGGAGGUUCUUUCUAAUGGCACCAAGGGGCCUGAAGUCAAUGGAACCGAACCUGCUGCGCAGCCCGUGGCCGAGGAGAAGUCGGAGCCGGUGGUAGAGAAGCCCGAGGAGAAGGUGGCUGAAUCUCAGCCCGUGGCGGAGAAGGAAGACACCGAAAAGAAGGCUGAAGAAGGUGCAGCCAUCCCUGCUCAGGAGGAGGGGACGCCGGUUGUGAACGGCGAUGUUAACGUUGAAACUGAGAAGCAAUCGGAGGAAUCCCAGCCGCAGAAGGUUGCCGAAGAAGUAGCAGCUAAGCCCGAGGAGCCUGUUGCUGAGAUGUCCGCACCCGAAGUCACGGCUGAGGAACCCCCCGCUCAAGAAUCGACCCCCGAGAAGCCCACCAUCACCGAAACUACUGCAACUGAAGCCAUCACGGAGCAGCCCGUCGCCGAAGCGCAACCGACUGCGGAGGUGGAGGCCCCCGCCACAGAGCCCGCCGAGACAAAACAGAUGGAAGUUGCUUCUGAGGACCCCGCCAAGGAAGAGCUAACCGCUGAAGAACUUAAGGAAGCUCCCUCCACGGAAGAGCCAGUGACAGAAUCUGUUAAGGAGGAGACGGCAUCGGACCAGCCCAAAGAGUCAGUCUCCGAGAAGUCCUCUGCCGAAGAGCCAGUUAAAGAAGAGACCACCGAAGAACUGAGGGAGACAUCCGCCAACGAGAAGCCAGCUGAGAAGCUCGACGAGUCGGAUAAGGCUCCUGUUCAAGAGGAGACGGCGGCGGAAGAGCCUAAGGAGACGACCAAAGAACUCGUCAAGGAAGAGACAACCCCUGAAAAGUCGGAAGAAGCGCCCGCCUCUGAAGCGGCCGUGACUGAGGAGCCCGCUGUCGAAGAACCGGUCGAGGAGAAGGCUGCGCCGGAAGACCCUAAGGACACUUCCACCGCUGAGCCAGCCGUUGCUGAAGAGCCAGUUAAGGAGACCGUGAAGGAAGAACCCGUCCCUGAAAAGUCCGAGGAACCUGCCACCCCUGAACCAGUCGCUGCUGAAGAAUCAGUUAAGGAGACCGCUAAGGAAGAGCCGGUCUCUGAGAAGUCCGAGGAACCUGCCACCCCUGAACCAGUC